Messenger RNA from Emiliania huxleyi CCMP1516, 1128 nucleotides. RefSeq lists its product as hypothetical. The coding region runs from base 1 to 1128 and encodes 375 amino acids. Lineage: Eukaryota; Haptophyta; Isochrysidales; Noelaerhabdaceae. The transcript has 2 exons. Gene Ontology annotation, molecular function: protein binding. The record is from RefSeq and is a predicted model, not a curated record.
AUGAGCCUGUCGCUGCACGCCCUUCGCCUCGCGGGCUGCCUCUCUGCGGUGGCGUCGUGCGCCCUGCUGCUGCGACGGCUCCUUGCUUCUCGGCCGCGGCGCCUCGCCGAGCGGAGCUGUGCCGCCUGUCGCCCAACGCUGCGAGAGCACGGCGGAGAGCCGCGGAAACGCUGCGUCCGCACAGCGCCUCCGGUGGCAGAGGCGGCGGCUCCUCUUGCGACGGCGCAGGCGGACCCGAGCGACGCGCGUGCGCGUGCGCGGGCGCACCUCCGGUUCGGCAACCUCUGCGCGCGAGGCGGGCGGCCGGAGAAGGCACUCUCCCAGUACUUGGCGGCGGCGCGGGCCGACCCAGCCUAUGCGACCGCGCGGCACAACUGCGGCGGCGUCUGCCAGCGGCUGCGCCGGUUCGCCGAGGCGGCGGAGCAUUACGAGGCGGCGCUCGCGCUCAAGCCGAGGCUGGUGGAGGCGGCCACCAACCUGGCCGUCGCGCAGCUGAACGCCGGCGCGCAGCUCUCCGCGGCGGGGGACGCGGCCUCUGCCGGCGAGUGGUACCGGUCGGCGGUCGAGAGCGCGUACCGCGCGAUGCGCGUGCAGGCGGGCGCGGUGGAGGGCGGCGCGGGUCGGGCCGAGGGCGGCGAGACGCAGGACGGCUUCGACAGCGGCGGCUUCAACAGCGGCGGCUUCAACAGCGAGGCGUUCGCCAACCUGAACGUCGCGCUCCGCCUCGUCGGCGAGAGAGAGCGAGCGGUGCGCGAGACGUGGGCUGCUGUCGCCUCCCUCUCUCCGGCCGGCUUCACGCGGCCGCCUCCCGCGCCAGCGCCGCCGCACCUCUCCCGCUGCCUCUCCCGCUGCCUCUCCUGCUCCGCCUCGGGCUCGCCAUCCUCGGGACCGACCCCUCCCGCCGCCCUGACGGUCGCUUGCGUCAAGUGGGGCGACAAGUACGGUCCCGAGUACGUCAACCGCCUCUACGCCAUGGUUGCGCGGCGGCUGCCGGGCGUCCCCUUCCGCUUCGCCUGCCUGACCGAGCAGCCGCGCGGCCUGCGGCGCGAGGUCGAGCCGCUCCCGCUGCCCGCCGCCUCUGCGGGCUGGCGUGGCUGGUGGCUCAAGGCGUGCCUCUUCACUAGUUAA